AUGUCCACUUAUAUCAUUGGCGACAACUCCGGCGGGAAGUACAUCCCCGGCAAGGAUGGGAAGGAUGCCGAGGAGACCCUCAAGCUCCCCACCCACUUUCUCGACACUGACAAGGACGCGGAUAUCCUCGGCCUGAGGCUGCUUCAUGACCGCGGAGCUGUAUACACAUAUAUGAAGGAGGGUUCCGACUGGAAGAAGAGGCCGGCCAUGGCCGCAACGGGUUCCGACGCGGUCAUCAAGAACUUCGAGAAAUGGGACGGAGAUGACUACGAGACAGCGUACGCUGUCGUGCCAUACACGACCCACACCGAAUGCAUGGUGGGCUUCGGAAGCCGCAAGAUAUGGUUAAACAACGGCAAGGAGAUGAAGAGCCGGAUGGUUUCAGAUGGGUCCAACAACAACAACAUCGAGCUCCGGGACGGCACUGUAGUCAUAGCACUGUCCGGUUUCAGUCCCAACGGCAGGUUUUACUUGUACGCUGUCAAAGCAGACGAGAUGCUGGCAGGCAAGGACGGAGAACGUCUGGACGAGCUAGUUUUCGAUCCACCUGGAGACGAGACGAAGGACCUUAAGCUUGUCUCCAGCGAUAACCGCUGCCUGCUAUGGAACAAGUCGAACAACGCGGUCUACGAGCUCAUCUUCAAGGACAUCAAAACGCAGCCUACGUCCAACGUUAUCUGGGACAGCGAGAACGACCCGGUCACCAACAUCUUUGGCGGCACUGACGGCCGCUUCGCUAUCUGUACGACAAUGGGUCAGUAUCUCCUGAACGGUGACAAGCUGGAGAAGCUCGAUAUCCCCGACAAGUACAUCGACGGCGAAACGGACCGCUUCCUCCUAGGCGAUGGGUGGGAGCUGUUCUUUGGAUGGGGUGCGAUCUUGGGUAGGGGCAAGACCAAGGAGCUUAAGGAAUGGACCGAGAUCAAGUUACCGAAGGAUGCGUCGGGUAAGGAAGGUCCUUUCGAGCCUGGCUACAUGCAGCAUCUCUGGGCAGCUCCAAAGGCGUGGGCGUUCAGAUUGCAUUAG
Molecule: messenger RNA, 1026 nt
Organism: Trichosporon asahii var. asahii CBS 2479
Lineage: Eukaryota; Fungi; Basidiomycota; Tremellomycetes; Trichosporonales; Trichosporonaceae
Exons: 3
Coding region: 1-1026 (341 amino acids)
Source: RefSeq, a predicted model, not a curated record